AUGAUCAAGACUGCUAACCCGAGGGCCACAGCGGCCUAUCCCUCGCCACCGCACUCCCUCACACCCCCAGGGCGGCGCGGUUCAUUCUUCUCGGCCCACGACAAGCGCGGCAUGUCGUCCUCGCUGUCGCCGCCGCACCACCAGGGGCCGGGCAACGGGGCCGGCCCCUCCGAUGGCUCCGACAGGGGCCCUCUGGGGUCCCUCAACCUCAAUUUUCUCAAGUCGCUCAAUGAUAAGCGCACAACCCGAGAUGGCCAGCCGCAGAAGCGCCGCGGGCCCAAGCCGGAUACCAAACCGGCCCUGACCCGCCGGCAGGAGCUCAACCGGCAGGCCCAGCGAACGCACCGCGAGAGGAAAGAGCUCUACAUCAAAGCCCUCGAGGACGAGGUGCUCCGCCUGAAAGAGGUCUACAGCGCCGUCACUUCAGACAAGGACCGGCUUGCCGAGGAGAACCGGCAGCUCAAGCAGCUGCUGACCAGCAACGGCAUCUCCAUGGGCGGGCUCUUGCAGCCGGGACGUAGCAGCAUGCACGACGACAACGCUAGCAUCCCGAGCGUCGGCCACCAUUCCUCCCUGAGCAUCUCCGGCAGCGGCACCAGCUUCACCGGGCACCCCGCCAGUUCGCACACCAGCGCCUUCACCCCGCCGCCCUUGUCGGCCGGCACGCUACAGGGGCAGCCGCAGCCGCAGUUCUCUCCGCAGUACUCGCAGAAACUGUCCCCGAAACAAAGCCUCCAUUCGAACCACACGCACUCCCAUUCCCACGGGCAGGAACACGGCUCCCAUGCCGCGAGCAAUGUUCCGCAGCGUAAUCCGGGCAUAGAUUAUGAUCAAGCGGGGAUUGACUUUGUCUUGAGCCUAGAGAAGCCUUGCAUGGACCACCUCCCGUGGCUGGUUGAGCGCGGAUCGGCCAACGGCACGGGCGAAGCUUGCGGGCACGCCCUCAUGGCGUCGUGUCCCCCGAGGACGUUUGGCGAGCUCACUCCGCAGGUGCCUUUUGGCAAGACUCACGUCAAGCAGGGAGGGGACCUGCCGCCGUCGGACUUCAACCCCAAGGGCUACACGCAGCAGACGUGGGAGCUGUCCAAGGGUGACCUGUCGACGCUGCUCGACCUCAGCACCAAGCUGAACCUGGACGGCGAGAUCACGCCCGUCAUGGCCUGGGGAAUGGUGCUGGCGCACCCCCGCCUCGGGGAGCUGGCCCCCGCCGACUUUCAGAGGCUGACGGAGGAGCUGGUCGGCAAGGUCAGGUGCUAUGGGUUCGGCGCCGUGAUGGAAGAGUUCGAGGUCCGCGACGCGCUGGAGAGUGUCUACUCGACCAAGACGGACAUGCUGCAACCUGGCCCGAAUGAUGUUGCCAUGGCUUACUGA
Molecule: messenger RNA, 1371 nt
Organism: Thyridium curvatum
Lineage: Eukaryota; Fungi; Ascomycota; Sordariomycetes; Thyridiales; Thyridiaceae
Exons: 4
Coding region: 1-1371 (456 amino acids)
Cellular component (GO): RNA polymerase II transcription regulator complex
Molecular function (GO): DNA-binding transcription activator activity, RNA polymerase II-specific; transcription cis-regulatory region binding
Source: RefSeq, a predicted model, not a curated record